Molecule: messenger RNA, 7741 nt
Organism: Hemicordylus capensis (graceful crag lizard)
Lineage: Eukaryota; Metazoa; Chordata; Lepidosauria; Squamata; Cordylidae
Gene: USP12
Product: ubiquitin specific peptidase 12
Exons: 9
Coding region: 407-1519 (370 amino acids)
Biological process (GO): protein deubiquitination
Cellular component (GO): nucleus; cytosol
Molecular function (GO): cysteine-type endopeptidase activity; cysteine-type deubiquitinase activity
Source: RefSeq, a predicted model, not a curated record
GGGGGCCUGCCUGCCGCUUGUCCCACGGCGCUAGGAUCCGGAAGGAAAGGUGUGCGCGCGGCCGCAGCACUUGUGGGCGGAAGAGAGGGGUCGCCGGGCCGGCUCGCGCACUUGUUGGGUGUGAUUGAGCGCGCGGGGGUCUGAAUGCCAGGACGGCGCGAGGGAGGGUGGCGGCGGGUGGGCGGGGCGCGCGCGCUUGUCCUCUGGUGGUUGGAGCAAGUGCUAAGCGUAGUUUCGUCAGGCGGGCGGAGACCUUGGUGUGUGCCGCUCUGAGCAGCUGGCUAGAGGCGGCGCCGGGCGGGCGGGCUGCCUGCGGCUGCUUUCCUUCCUCCUCCUUCUCCUCCUCCGGCGGGACUCCCCCGGCCCGGCUCAACGUUGUGAUUGGGUGGAAGAUGGCGCUGCGCGGAUGGAAAUCCUAAUGACAGUCUCCAAAAUCGCCUCCAUCUGUACCAUGGGCGCUAAUGCCUCAGCCUUGGAGAAAGAGAUUGGUCCGGAACAGUUUCCCGUCAAUGAACACUAUUUUGGAUUAGUAAAUUUUGGAAAUACUUGCUACUGCAAUUCAGUUCUUCAGGCACUGUAUUUUUGUCGUCCAUUUCGAGAGAAAGUCUUGGCAUACAAGAAUCAACCCAGAAAGAAAGAGAAUCUCCUCACUUGCUUAGCUGAUCUCUUCCACAGCAUAGCCACCCAGAAGAAAAAAGUGGGAGUGAUACCUCCAAAAAAAUUCAUUACAAGAUUGCGGAAAGAGAAUGAACUUUUUGAUAACUACAUGCAGCAAGAUGCACAUGAGUUCCUGAACUAUCUACUGAAUACAGUUGCUGAUAUUUUGCAAGAAGAGACAAAGCAGGAAAAACAAAAUGGGCGUCUCCCUAAUGGCAGCAUUGACAGUGAAAACAAUAAUAGUCCACCAGACCCAACAUGGGUUCAUGAAAUCUUUCAGGGAACGUUAACCAAUGAAACAAGAUGUCUGACUUGUGAAACAAUAAGUAGCAAAGAUGAAGAUUUUUUAGAUCUUUCUGUCGAUGUGGAGCAAAAUACUUCAAUUACUCACUGUUUAAGGGGUUUCAGCAAUACAGAAACCCUGUGCAGCGAAUAUAAAUAUUACUGUGAAGAGUGUCGCAGUAAGCAGGAAGCACAUAAAAGGAUGAAAGUGAAAAAACUGCCUAUGAUUCUAGCACUUCAUCUGAAGAGAUUUAAAUACAUGGAUCAGCUACAUCGAUAUACAAAACUCUCAUACAGGGUGGUGUUUCCCUUAGAACUUCGGCUAUUUAAUACAUCAGGAGAUGCCACUAAUCCUGAUAGAAUGUAUGAUCUUGUGGCUGUGGUAGUUCAUUGUGGAAGUGGACCGAACAGAGGACACUAUAUUGCAAUAGUGAAGAGUCAUGAUUUUUGGUUGCUCUUUGAUGAUGACAUUGUAGAGAAAAUAGAUGCUCAAGCUAUUGAAGAAUUCUAUGGGUUGACAUCGGACAUCUCAAAAAACUCUGAGUCUGGUUAUAUCCUCUUCUAUCAGUCUCGGGACUGAAUGAGAUCUGUGGUAAAGAUGACUUUCUGCCUCGCUUCUUUCCUAGCUAUUGUGGAGAAGAGAAAGCACUGAUUUUAUUUUAUUUUUGAAACACAGGAAUGCAAGACCAUGGGCCUGAUCCAGCAGGGCUGUUCUUAUGUUCAGGGAGUUGGAGUAAUAGCACAGUUUGCACAGAACAAAGCCAAGGUUUCAGAGAGGCUGUCUUACACUCUUCAUAUCAUGUUCAUUUAAUUUGCUCAGGUGUCACAUUGACAAUGCUGGUAGUGGACAGUGGGAAUGGAGAUGCCAGCCACACUCGUAAGAGCUUUUCAUUAAGCAGCUAAAACUGUCUAGAAGACUUUGAUCAAAAGUCCAUUCAAGUCAGUGAAAAUAUGUUCACAAUCUUCAGUUUGAAUUUUAGCCAAUGUUGUACUGGAAGCGAGUGCAACAGAAGCAAUAUAAAUCGGAUAUAUUAAGUUUUAUGCUUAUUUCUUGUUAAGAGUGCAAAUGAUUCUUUGUGCAUUGAUUUUUACCUGUUCUCAGUGCCUGGGUUUCUUGCACACCUAAUUGGAGAGAGCUAGCCAAACAGUUGCCUUCCUGGCCAGAAUAAAUUAAUAAAAAUUGAUACUUAAAGUAGAAUCAAGAAGGCAAGCAUGUUUUGCUUCUUUUAAGAAGCUUCCAUUACAGUAAUAUGUACCUCUAUGAUUGGGAAUAGCUUUGAUGUUUAAAAUCCCUAUGGGGAAGAACUUUGCUUAUAACUAUAGUUUAUUUUUAUUUAUGCAUUACUGUUAACUUCUAGAAGUUCUGAAUUUUGUAUUCCUCUCAGUUCCAACAAGUUUUGGAACCUAGUUUUGUAUAUUAGCUUGUAUCAAAUUUAAAUAUUCUAUUUCAUUGCUCAUCUAAGAGGUUUAUUUUAUUUCCCGGUGAGGAUACCUUCCAAAUCUGGAAUAACUGGGAAGGAGAUGGGGUUCUGUGUCUUCUGAUGAGGAGCUGGUGUUUCAGGCUAUAUGUUUGACAUGGUUGAUUUAAGGUAGGGCUGCACAACUUUGGCCCUCCUGCGGAUGUUGGACUACAUCUGAGCCCCUGGUGUGGUCUGAGCCCCUGGAAUGAGCCCCUGGUGGUGCAGUGGUAAAACUGCCGCCCUGUCACCAGAAGGUUACAAGUUCGAUCCUGACCAGGGGCUCAAGGUUGACUCAGCCUUCCAUCCUUCCGAGGUCGGUAAAAUGAGUACCCAGAAUGUCGGGGGCAAUAUGCUAAAUCAUUGUAAACCACUUAGAGAGCUUCGGCUAUAGAGCGGUAUAUAAAUGUAAGUGCUAUUGCUAUUGCUACAUCUCCCAUCAUCCCUGACUAUUGGCCACUGUGGCUGGGGAUAUUGGGAGUUGUGGUAGGGGAGUACAUGCACAGAUUCCUUCAGUUUGAGUUCAAACUGGACUGAGAGCCAGUUCAAGUCCAACUGACCCCCGGUUUGGACCAUGUGUCAAACCGGUUCGGAACUGGUUCAGCAGUUCAAGGGAGCAUGCCUGAAAGGGGAAUCGGAUGAGGAUUCCCUUUUACAAGCAAGGGGGGAACCCUGCCUACCUUAAAGGGGGGGGGCUAAUGGGGCGGGCGAGAGGGCACCUGUAGUCUGAGAGCAGUGCUGCAGUGCGGCUCCUCCUCUCUGGACUUGGCCCAGUGCUCCAGUGCAGCCUGGCUCUGCCAUCCAUGCAUGCGCACCAGGCCAUGCUGGAUUUUCCUUUACAAAUAUACCCCCAAACUGGUUUGUUAGAACUGGGGCCGGUUCAGCUCAAAUUUAGACAGGCACCACUUUUGAGGGGUCCGGUUUGAGUCCAAACUGGUCAAACUGGGUCAGUUCUGCACAUCACUAAGUUGUAGGACAAAAACAGCUGGGGGACUGGAGUUGUGCAGUCCUCAUUUAAAUAGUAUGAAACUGAACUUUCCUCUAACACUGUAAAGCAGAUAACUUGUUUUGUUAGUGAGAUGCUGGAGCAUUAGUGGUGUGCUAUUAUUCUGUUCUGGGUCAUUUAAAGAAUUGAUUGCAAUAUAGGCCAGAGUUUUACAGCCUUAGCUUUCAAUAUGAUCGCAGAGACAAAAGUAUGUGUAAUUCUGUGCCCAUUAAUUGCAGCAUUAAUUUAAAAAUAUGUAAAAUAGCUUCAGAAUAUCUCUCAAUCUUUAAUCUGGUUGCAGUGGACAUGAAAAUCCCAUAUGUGCGUUGGAUACAGGAGUAAAAAGUUAAGGCUCCUUGCAGUCCUGUGAUAGCUUUUAUCAGUAUGUUUUUAAAUAUUAAGUUAUAUUUAAGACUUAAUUGAUCAUCAAAGCAACAGGUGAUACAGAACUAAAGUCUUGUGAUUGACACUUCCUUUCAUCAUCACUAUGUUGUCUGACAGUGGCUGAAUGUAACUUCUUGAUAAAAGCCUGAAUACACAUUCCCAGUAAGAGCAAUCAUGCCUUGAUAAUUUUGCACCCCUUUUCAGAAUGUGUGUGUGGGGUUUUAUUGUUUGAUUUUGGUUGGCAGUGUAAAACUGUGCUCUGUCUGCUGCUAUAGUUAAUGCAUUUACUUUAUCUUAUCUUUUUUAGCUCAGGAAAAUGAUUUUGCUUCAUGUAAUUGAACAGAUUUCUAACAGGGUCAAUAUGUGGGCUAUUUUAUCUAACGUGUAAAAGUCAUGUCCUGUUGUAAAGAUUUUUUUAUAAAGCAACAUUUUUGAAGCCUCGUCUUGGCCAGUAUUCUUCUUUUUCUUUUUACAUAUAAAUUACAUUGCUUAGCUAAAAUACCAUUAUUGUAAAGAUGAAUCUAUCAAGCCUUUGAAAAAAGUGAGUGGAUCGUGGUUUUUAAAGGGCUUUAUGUAAAAGUAUAUUGCAAUCUUAAACGUUUCUUCAGUUGUCAAAUAGGAAAAGAGUGAGAUCAGUAAAUCGAUCAUACCUUAUUGCAGGGUUUCUCAAACUUGGAUCCCCAGAUGUUCGAUUACAAUUCCCAUCAAUAUCUGAAAGCCAUUGUGGCUGGGGAUGAUGGGACCUGUAGUCCAACAUCUGGAGACCCAAAUUUAAGAACCCCUGCCUUAAUGCAUGCCAGAAAUGAUUAACAUCAUUUCCACAUGAUGAGAUAUAGAUAGAUAGAUAGAUAGAUAGAUCAAACCCAUCUUUAGCUUAAGAGAAAACUAAGGUGCCUUAAAUUGUCCAUCAUUCUCUUAAAAUGUGGAAACUGCAAGUUAUUGUGGUUCCUUUUUAAAAAAUAAACUAUACAAGUUAGUUUUAUAAAACAGCAUCCCUAAACUUUAUGGCUGCAGCGAGCUUGCAUGUUUGAAAUUUUAUUCCCUCACUUUAUAGCACUGUUUAAGUAACUUCACAUAUUAUUUUGUUAAAUAUACACAGAAUUGCCUCCUGCAGUUUAACACAAAUUUAAAGAGGUUGUUUGCAAAUCUUACGGAUAGUAAUAAUAAAACAACAACAACAAUCUUUAUUUGUUAGCCAUCCCAUAACAAAUUGUUCUCUGGGUGGCUCACAACAUAGCAUUAAAACAUGAAAUUAAAACAAACAAACCUGUAAACAGUAACUGAUGGAAGUGGGGCAAUUCCAGAAAUCCAUAGCUAACUAGAGACUUCCAUGUACAGAAGUAGUAUUACAGAAACAUGUUAUGGAGGAAGUAUUAUAAGAAUUAUUGUAUGUAAUCCAUUCUAUUAUAAUUUUGCAGAUGAACGUUCAGGGAAAGUUUAAAAAGAACACCAGCACAGGGACUCGGGUGGAGAACAGCAGUCUACCAGCAUGAGUAUAGUGUUUGGGUUUUUUAAGAAAAACUGAAAAAAGGCACUAAUUAUUAACUAGCUGGGCUGGGCGCAGAGCAUCUGCGCCUCUAGUUCUCCACCCGUUGCCACUGUCUUCUUUCCCCACCUGCUGCCGUUUUCUUCUCCACCUGUCCACUGCCACCGUUUUCUUCCCCUGUCCGCCACGGUUUCCCCUCCCAUCUUUCCCACCUCAUCCGCAAGCCUAUUCGCCAGUGCCACUGCUUUCCUUUCCCCCUGCUGAUAGCUCACUCACAAGAGCUGCCACACAUGGGAUUAGCGACGGGUACGCCUUAGAGAAAUAUAGAUAGAUAGAUGAGCCAGGAAGGCUUAAUUACAUUGGUUCUGUUUUCAGUAACUUUGGGAGCAAAGGCCAAGGGUGGGGGAAGAUAACCCAUGCAGGUCCUCAGUGGAGGGUGUGGCUACUCCCCCCCUCCCCACAUGUUGCCCUUGAAGUGUUUUGAAAAUUUUCUGUUGCAUUGUAAAGCAGAUGCUUUGCUCACAGGCAACCAUUUUAAGAAGGAGCAGCAGUCAAUCUUUUAAACACUUGUCAGUACUUCCUCCUCUCAGCACUGCCCUGAAAUCCUUAAUCUGUCAGAAUCUGAAAACGUUGCUCAGAGUUGAUUGCCCUGUGGGAGCUUAAAAGGCUGUUAACGUGCAAUGAUGAAUAGAUUUUUUAAAAAAACAAAAAAAUUGUGUUCUGCUACGGACCUGAAUUUUUGGACACAUUUAAAGGGUGGAGAUGGGGAAAGAUGUUACCCUUGGCUGAAUAUAGGUAGACAAGUGAAAUCGGCUUUUAGGGGUCAGUCUUUCUUAAAACUGCUGUGUCUGUAUUACUUUUCAAUGGAUGUGUAUGAAAUUUGGACAUGUGAAGUUUAUUGCAUAGCUGUUCUAUGCCAGUUUUUAGGCAGACUUGAUGGAUGGUUUGGAUUUUGACAAAUAGAGUGUUUAAUAUUUAUAAAGAUGGAAUGCAGUUUCUACAUCUCAUCUUAAGUCUGCAGGCACUACAAUGCCUGUAAAAUGUUGUAUUGAUAUCUUUAAUUGACCUUAGUAAAAUUGCAUUUAAGUAAUAUAGUAAGGUAAGUUCCUAAUUAUUUAAAACAGUCAUUUUAGUUCCUGAUACAAUUUUUACCAUCAGUUUCAUGAUACAGUACAACUUUGUCAGAUACCUCUUAGGACACAAAACUUAUUUAUAGUGGAGAAAUAUCCAGAAUGGUAUAAGAUGUAACAAUGUGACUUGGUCAAAAUGUUGGUUGUGCUGACACAGUUGAAUUUACAUGACCUUAAUCUUCUUGAAAUCAGUAGGAAAAGAUUCACUACAAAGUAAAAUGGUCUUAAUACUAUUGUCUCAGAGAACUAUCUCAAAGCACCCGAGGCUGUUUCAUUUCUAAAGAUAAAUGGAUCUAUUCAGUACCUGGAUUGGAAAACACCCUAGAAAUACCAUGUAUACUUUGAUAUUUUUGAAAGAAGAAUAGGAUUAAAAUGUAACUAAUUAAAGUAUAUGGUUAUAGUUUCUGGAAUACAGCCAUAUUGACUUUCCAGUGUGUUGACUCAAUAUGAGCAGAUUUGAGAUGAGAUUUUGAUGAGGAGAAACCUGUGUUAAUCUACUCCUGUUGUAUUUGUGUAUUUUUUGUUUUUAAGGUGACUGUUUCAGGGUACUGUUUGCCAGCUACUGCCUAAGGUUCAAAGAACUGCUUAGAUUCACUCCAGCACGUACACACAUACUUGACACAUUUUAACUUUUUUUUAGCUUUCUCCCUUCCACUAAUACACCUGACCUCCAUGGCAUAUUUCCUGCAAUGAGGAAGAAGUUGGACUAGACCUCCAAAAUCCCUUCCAGCUCUUAACAUUCUACGACAACUGUCUUUUGGAACUCCCCUUGAUCUUCAGAUCAGUGUGCCAUGGAGCAAGGGGAAUUGCUGUUCAUGAAGGACAAGUCAAAAUUCUUCUUGGGACCCAUGAAACAAGUUGUGUAGUUCUUUACUCCAAGUGUUCUUGGAAAUCAAAGGCUUUUUAUUUAAAAAAAAUGUUAAGACUUUCUUUGCAUCAAACCAGCUUUAUUUAAGAAGCCUGGAAAGCAUAACUGAUCAUGUGCAGUGGAUAAGCAUCUUUUAGGAUAUGAGGGGGAAAACAACUUCAGAUGGAAACAGAAUAUAAAUUAUCGUUAGGAUUCCAGUUCUGGAUUUUUAAAUAUUGAAUUAGAGCUUGUGUUAAAUAAAAUGUAUUCUCAGCAGGGUGUGUUGAGUGUUCUGUAAAUAACCUACUACUUUUUAUUUUAACUUUAAGCUUUGUUCUCAAACUUCAGAAUAUAUGUUGAUGUGUUACUUGGCUUUCUUUUAUGCAAUAAAUUAUGUUGCAGAAAAUGUGACUAGGAAUUUGCCAUACAGUGCUUCCUUCUAAUUGACAAAUUGUACAAAUGUGAAAAUUAUUUUACAAAAUAAUAAAAUUCAGGACAGUGGUGUUGACUUUA